Molecule: messenger RNA, 1260 nt
Organism: Rhipicephalus microplus (southern cattle tick)
Lineage: Eukaryota; Metazoa; Arthropoda; Arachnida; Ixodida; Ixodidae
Source: RefSeq, a predicted model, not a curated record
CGGCCAUCCACAGCGGCAGUGCCUCUCGUGGCGGGUGGAACAAGCGCAGCACGCUCAGCACGCUCUGCGCCUGCAACGUUGGCAGUGUCUCGUGCGGCGUCCGUUCGGAAUUCGGGAACCGCCCCUAGCAGCGAGAGUGAGUCGGUACUACCAUGCCCGAGGAGUCUAACAAGGCGGCUGGCGACACUCUGGAGACGAGCGCACUUGAUAAGACCGAGAUGAGCGAGACGUCGUCUAACAAGCAGCAGCAGCAACCGCAUGCGAGCCCAUCGUCGCUGAAGCGGCACCUGCGAAAGACCUACGGCCGCCGCCCCAUGGAGAUGGUGAACCGCUACUUCCGCUCCAUGUUUGACCUCGCCUCGUACGCCAACAACGCGGCGUUCCUGAUGCGUUGCCGUGCUAUGCGGGUCGUGCCACGAGCCUACCGCGUCGAAAGCCGCAGCAUCAAGAACACCCGGCACGUGAUGCGCAUCUUGGACGAAUGCAGCUACAGGCUCAUGCUUGCCGACCUCGACUACAACCGCCUGCGAAAGGUACAGGUGUCGCGUCUCCUUGAGCGUCUGCACGAGAAGCUAGAGAAAAUCAUGUCCCCGGAAGACCUGAGGAGCGUGGUGCUCCUGGCCAAGGGCAAGUACGAGACUGUGUUCGAGGCCACCAGGGACAAACAGCGUGCCAUGUUCAACGACCUCCUCAAAGAGUACGACAUCGAGCCGAACAAGAAGACCGCCACCACCGAGGGAAACGAAGAAUGACGCGGCGGCCGGCUCUUCAGGGGUGAGCCGGCUCGAGCCUUCAUUCGCCCUCCAUUUUUUUUUUUUACUUCAUCUUCCUCGUCGGUGUUGCAAGACGAGCGCGCCAAGACCAAGCUGACCGGCCAGGGUUAUGGAUCGGAGUGUCCCUGAAGUUACAAGGAAGUGAUGCAUGGCCAAGGUGAACUUCCUCGGACUCCGACGAACAAAGCAAGCUUGGGACCCUUUUUUUUUGUUUUUUUCCUUUGUUACAUUGGCGUUGCUGGUUAACGUUAAAAAAAAACUGAACGCGAGCACUAAGUGCUUUACUGUCGACGUAGUAAAAGCACCGGCCCGUUCUGGGUACGCUCCUGUUGCUGAAUAAAAGGUUUUUGUUACAUUGGCGUUGCAGGUUAACGUUAAAAAAAAAAAAAACUGAACGCGAGCGCCAUGUGCUUUACUGUCGACGUGGUAAAAGCACCUGCCCGUUCUGGGUACGCUCCUGUGGCUGAAUAAAAGGCUUGUUGAUUUA